This is a messenger RNA of Cucumis sativus (cucumber), 1326 nucleotides long. RefSeq names its product metalloendoproteinase 1-MMP. Gene Ontology annotation, molecular function: zinc ion binding; metalloendopeptidase activity. Bases 38 to 1150 code for a protein of 370 amino acids. Gene Ontology annotation, cellular component: extracellular matrix. Lineage: Eukaryota; Viridiplantae; Streptophyta; Magnoliopsida; Cucurbitales; Cucurbitaceae. Gene Ontology annotation, biological process: extracellular matrix organization; proteolysis; collagen catabolic process. The record is from RefSeq and is a predicted model, not a curated record. The transcript has a single exon.
UUUCCCUUUGCUCCGAUAACUGCCAAAUAAUAUCACCAUGUUUCCGUUUUUCCGUUAUUACCCUUCCUUCUUCUUCCUCUUCUUCUUCAACCUUCUCUCCUCUGUUUUUCUCUUCUCCCCUGUUUUUCCCGCCACAACUUUCCCGGAUUUCUCCACUCUCACCCCCGAUAAUAACAAUAACAACCACGAUUAUUACGCAUGGAGAGGCUUCGCUCGCUUCCUCGAUGCUGGAAAAGGUACAGAAGUGAACGGCAUCUCCGAAUUGAAGAAGUAUUUGAAUCGAUUCGGUUACCUUCCGCUUCCUCCUCAAAACAAUUUCUCCGAUAUUUUCGAUGAUCAAUUCGUAUCGGCCUUGAGUUUGUAUCAAAAUCGCUUAGGUUUAUCAGUUACUGGAAAGCUUGAUUCCGAAACAAUCGCUACCAUCAUGUCACCGAGAUGCGGAAUUAGUGACCUAACUAAAUUCAACAACAACGGAAGUACAAUUCAUUCAACUCGUCGAUACGCUUUCUUCAACGGCCAACCGAGAUGGAUUCGAGCCUCAACUUUAACUUACGCUCUUUCACCAGAUUACACAAUCGACUAUCUAACUCCAUCAGAAAUCCGCAAAGUCGUUCGACGAUCAUUCUCGCGAUGGUCCGCUGUGAUUCCGUUGAACUUCACAGAGUCCUCCGAUUACGAUUCAUCAGACAUCCGAAUCGGAUUCUACCGCGGUGAUCACGGAGACGGAGAGGCGUUCGACGGAGUAUUAGGCGUUUUGGCGCACGCGUUUUCGCCGGAAAACGGAAGGCUGCACUUAGACGCUGCGGAGAGGUGGGCGGUGGAUUUCGAGAAAGAGAAAUCGAAAGUAGCUGUGGAUUUGGAAUCAGUUGUAACGCAUGAGAUUGGGCAUGUUCUUGGAUUAGCUCAUUCAGCGGUGAAGGAAUCGGUGAUGUAUCCGAGUUUGAGUCCGAGAGGGAAGAAGGUGGAUCUUAGGAUUGAUGACGUCGAAGGAAUUCAGGUUUUAUAUGGUACAAACCCUAAUUUCAAACUGGAAUCCUUCUUGGAAUCCGAAAAAUCUAUGAACAAUAAUGGAUCAUCAUCAUCUUCUUCAAACAACAAUUCUAAACUCCUCUUCUUACUGUUCUUCUACUUGUUGAUUAUGAUUUGGUGAUUUAGGGUUUCUUUUUUCUUCUUUAGUUCGUUUUGUUUCAAGUGUAUAUGUAUUGCAAAGUUACACACACAACAAAGAAAAAAAGAAAUUAAAAAGAAAGGAAAAAGGGUUCAUUCUUUUACUCUAAAUUUGAGUGUAUAUUGACAACAAAUCCAUACAACCGUUCAUUCCAACUA